UGAGGGGUCCCACACACCCGCUGCGGAGGGUCCGUGUCAAGAGCGGCAGGGGCUGCUUGGAGACACUGCCUUCCCCAUAAUGGCAGAGAUGGUGGCAGAAGCAGCUGAGAUGCCAACACAGUCACCAGGAGCAGUGGACAUUUCGACACCUGUGUCAGGAGAACUGGCAGAGAUGGCAACCGCUGUGACUGAGAUGACCCCUGGGGAGGCGCUGGCCUCCUCCCUCUUCUUCCAGCACCACCAGUUCAUGUGCUCUGAGUGUGGCAGCCUCUACAACACCCUGGAGGAAGUCCUCUCCCACCAGGAACAGCACCUGCCCACCAUGUCAGAGGAGGAGGUGCUAACCGCCCAGGACACGGGCCUGGAGCCUGAGCUAGUGCCUGACACUGGGGACGGACCUUUCCAAUGUGGUGAAUGCAGCCAGCUCAUCCUCUCCCCCAGUGAGCUCCUGGCACACCAGGAUGCCCACCUGCAGGAGUCUGCAAGCCAGAUCCAGUACCAGUGUGGUGACUGCCAGGAGCUCUUCCCCUCACCUGAGCUGUGGGUGGCUCAUCGAAAGACUCAGCACCUUUCCAGUACAGCUGAUGAGCCACCAGUGCCACCUCCUUUGCCUCCCCCAACACCACCACCCCUGCCACCAGAAGUCAAGAUGGAGCCCUAUGAGUGUCCUGAGUGCUCUACCCUCUGUGCCACCCCUGAAGAGUUCUUGGAGCAUCAGGGCACCCACUUUGACUCCCUGGAGAAAGAAGAGCGCAAUGGGUUAGAAGAGGAGGAGGAAGAGGAGGAGGAGGAGACCGAUGAGGAGGAAGCAGUUGCAGAGCUCACUGCUGAUGAUAUGGGAGGUGACAAGGCCAUGGCUGAUAGAGCUCAGAGUUGUGGAGAUUGUUCCCAGCACUGUACCACUUCAGCUGCACGCCGCCGACACCGACGGGCAUCUCGUAGUCCAGUGUCUGCCACCCUCCCCUUCCACUGCAGCCAAUGUCAGCGCAGCUUCAGCUCUGCUAACCGUCUGAUGGCGCAUGGACGAGCCCACGUGGGUGGUACCCAUGAAUGUACCACCUGCUCCAAGGUGUUCAAGAAAGCAGCCUCUCUGGAGCAGCACCAGCGGCUGCACCGUGGGGAAGCCCGCUACCUCUGUGUGGACUGUGGCCGUGGCUUUGGCACUGAGCUCACGCUGGUUGCCCAUCGGCGAGCCCAUACUGCCAACCCAUUACACCGCUGUCGCUGUGGCAAGACCUUCAGCAACAUGACCAAGUUCCUCUACCACCGACGAACUCACACUGGGAAAAGUGGAACCCCCACCAAAGUAGCAACUGUCUCCCCAGCUCCAGCUGAGCCCACGCCCCCACCUCCACCCCCAUCUGUCCAGCUGCCCUGUCCACAGUGCCCCAAGUCCUUUGCCUCAGCCUCCCGGCUUUCUAGGCACCGACGCGCAGUGCAUGGCCCCCCUGAACGCCGACACAGGUGUGGGAUUUGUGGCAAGGGCUUCAAGAAGCUGGUCCAUGUGCGCAACCACCUGCGGACACACACAGGCGAGAGGCCCUUCCAGUGUCACUCCUGCGGGAAGACCUUCGCCUCUUUAGCCAACCUGAGCCGCCACCAGCUGACCCAUACAGGUGUGCGUCCCUACCAAUGCCUGGACUGUGGCAAGCGCUUCACACAGAGCUCCAACCUGCAGCAACACCGGCGGCUACACCUACGACCAGUAGCCUUUGCGCGUGCCCCUCGCCUUCCCAUAACUGGUCUCUACAACAAGAGCCCCUACUACUGUGGAACCUGCGGCCGCUGGUUCCGUGCCAUGGCAGGCCUACGACUGCACCAGCGGGUCCAUGCCCGAGCUAGAACAUUGACACUACAGCCUCCUAGAUCACCCUCUCCGGUCCCACCCCCACCCCCUGAGCCUCAGCAGACUAUCAUGUGCACAGAGCUUGGGGAGACCAUCGCCAUCAUCGAGACAUCCCAGCCACUGGCCCUGGAGGACACACUGCAGCUGUGCCAGGCAGCACUGGGGGCCAGUGAAGCCAGUGGACUGUUGCAGUUGGACACGGCGUUCGUGUGACAGAAUGCAGGAGCAAUGAUAAAAGGGUUCGCUUACAAGACAGAGCAGAGGCAGCUCAGGGGAGACCACCAGAUGUCAGGAUCCACCCUGCUGGCCUCUUCUAACUCCUGACUCCUCAGACCAAGGACAACCCUGCCAGGUUUCUCCUGUCACCUUUCUCUGCCCAAGGUGAAACUGAAGCUCUGCGAAGUGAUGUGAUCGACCUCAGCCCCUGCUGCUGCGUUGCAGGAUGGGGUUUGCCAAGGCUCUUUGCACGGCAUCACCCAGUGCUCAGCAACAUCAGGUAACCUUUAUGAGCACCAACCAUAUGCCAGACACUCUCAUAUACCUCUCAGAUCUUCUGCUUGUAAACCCUAACCCCCCCCCACUUCCCUGGACUUUGGGUGCCUGGGACUUAGCUCUGCUGGGUACAGAUAGUUUCUCUGGGCUUGCUCCUUCUUAUUUGACAGUAUAAAAAGAAAUCUUUAGGUACCCCCAGUACUCAGCUCAGACUAGGUGAUGUUGAAGAGCCAGGAGUGAACCAGCUCUGAACUCAGGCAUGCUCAGUCCAGCAGGAGCAACAGACUAAUGUACAGACAGACAGCUUGCCUGAGUGCAGCGCAUUCAGCCUGUGUGCUCAAGGCACACACGUGCCAUGGUGCUAUGGGCCAGAGGCAGCGAGUUAGGCCUGAGGAUCCCUGGGCUGUGAUGGGAAAGUGUAGGGACAGUGGGAUCUGAGAAUAGGGAGCAAGCCUCCAUGGGAGGUGACCAAGAGUGAGGGAUUCCUAGUGGCACCAGUUCCCGAAGUAAAGCAGGAAUAUGUCAGUGGAAAAGGACAUUUUAGACAGACUAUCCAGUUAUAACUGAAGUGAACUGGCUGACAGGCGUAGGCGGGACACUUAGUGUUUGUGCAUCAUCCCUGUUGUAUGAGUAAGGAGACGGGUCAGAGAAUCGCCCCAGCUCUCAGGUCUCUGAAGAAGACCUGAAACCCAAACAGCAGCUGAUGGCAGGGGAUAUAUUCUAUUCUCCUUGGAGAAGGCAGUGUCAUGGAGCAUUUGAGAUUUGAGGGGGCCUUGGAAACAGGAAGGGAUUGUAUUUUUUCAUAGGGUGUCCUUCCUCUCCCUAAGAUGAGUAUAGGAGACCAGUGGGGCAGGGCUCCCCCAAGCCUCAGCAGACCAUGGUGCUCCAACAAGUGGUGCAGGAUGCUGCUGGGGCUGGGCAUUGUCUGAGAGAUAAGCCCAGGCCUUGGAAAUUGAGGUGAGUUGUUGUUGAAGGAAGGAAUGUCACAGGGAGGGUGUCAUGUCUCCCUGGAUCAGAGCACGGAGAGUGGGAGGUUGGCAAUGGUCCAAGAGAGAUGAGCAGAACUGAGUAGGGACAUUAGGGUCCGAUGGGUAAGACAGCCCCAGUGACCACAUAGUCAACCAGUAGGUCCAUCCCUUAAUCCAAACUAGCCAUUCUCACCGUACUUUAUAAUUGGUUUGAGCAAAAGAUCUGUCCUACAGGGUAGACAGGCACCCCUGUGGCUGAUGGAAGCAUCUAGCAGAGCCCAGAAUAUUAGAAUCCCUCAUGGAUAUGUUUCAAAAUUCCUUUUUGUGCGUCGUUAGAAUCCUUCAGGAGGACCCAAAGUUGCUCCCUCCCUUUCUGGAGCCUUCUACCCACUCACUGUUUGGCACCAUGUGGAGAUACCAUUUCCUUCUGCUAUGGUCCCCACCAUCUGGCUCCAGCAUAUUUUAAAAGUCAAGGGGAAAAGCCAGGCAAGGUGGCACAAGCCUGCAAUCUCAGCAUUUGGAAGCCUAAGGCAAAAUCAUCUCCAGUUCCAGGCAGACUUGGACUAUAACUGGAAGACCACCUCAAAAAAACAGAAAAGCUAAGCUACCUCCACCUUCCCAAGGUCACCACUUCCCAAUAUCCCUAAGAGAAGUGAGGCAAGUGUAUACCCUGCUUCAGGCAGUUACACCCCAGGAAUCUGUCCACACAUACCACCCCACUGAGUCCUACAGGCAGUUAGCCUGAGACUCAUCAUCCAGGAUCCCACUGGGCCCUGCUGCAGACAUCCCUUUGUUCAGGUCCUGACUCUGCCUCUUAAAUUCUGGGGUUUCAACCGCUCUGAAUCCUAAUCUCACUGAUCACCCAGGAUGGAGACCUUGCCCCAGCUGAAGCAGAUGAUUUGUGCCAGGUCAUGGACAGGCUCGUAAGCACUGGUGGUUUAGGGGUUUCCAGCCUCAGUGUCCCCCUGCCUGAGGUACAACUCAUUCCAAGCCCCGAACCCCCUCACCUCUGUGGAAACAGGCAGCCAGACAGGAAGAAGGGUUUCAUGCCAAUAAUUUAUUGAACGGAGGUCUGUACACAGGCAAACCUUACUGUGGAAACUAAGACACCAGGGGCUCUUUCCCUACUCCCUCCUUCCAGGAUAGGGAGAGGGUAGAAGCCUUGGGAGCAGAAGACAAGAGGGGGAUACAGCUGAGGGGAGGGGCAGGUUGGAUGGUGUGAAUCGACGUUUUUCUUUAAGAAAAAAAUUAUAACAAUCUAUUUACACCCAGGGGGCCAGGGAAGGGAAAAGGUGGGCUGGGCUGGUUCUAUUUACAAGGGACAUGGGAGGGGGAAAGGAGUGGUAGCCUGGGGGAGGGGAGGGGACCAAGGGGGUAGAAGGUCCUCAUAGCCCUAAACCCCCUGUCCUUCCUUCUCUUCCCUCCCCACAACCAGUUAAAAUCCUCUUUAAAAAGCCCACCAACAAAGGUAAGGCUGAGGAGGGAGGGCCUAGAUGUUAGGGGUAGGAGUUCAUUUACCUCUGCCCUCUAGUCUAGGGGCCCAGCCAGGGCAGGAGCUUGAUGAGGCUAUGCCCCCCCCUUCCCAGCCCCACUUGGGAAUUCCCAGAUGGAUGUGGAGGGGUAGUCGGUGGGGCCCUCAAGAAGAGUUAGCCAGGGUAGGUGCGGCAUCAGGUGCCUGCCAGUCUGGGCCGGUCUGAGUCUCAGUUAAAGCUGGAGGAGGGAGGAGGAGACAGUUAGCUUCUGCAUCACCCCCACAGCCAUGGCCGUGAGAAUAGAACUUGAUUCAAGACACUGCAAGAAGCUGACAGCUGUCAC
Molecule: messenger RNA, 5121 nt
Organism: Arvicola amphibius (Eurasian water vole)
Lineage: Eukaryota; Metazoa; Chordata; Mammalia; Rodentia; Cricetidae
Gene: Znf526
Product: zinc finger protein 526
Exons: 2
Coding region: 80-2059 (659 amino acids)
Biological process (GO): regulation of transcription by RNA polymerase II
Cellular component (GO): nucleus
Molecular function (GO): DNA-binding transcription factor activity, RNA polymerase II-specific; RNA polymerase II transcription regulatory region sequence-specific DNA binding
Source: RefSeq, a predicted model, not a curated record